AUGCUCGUCAUCAUUUCAAGUGCUACACCGCACACAUUGAAGCUGUCUAAUGUUUACACCUCCAUGAAUAUAUUGAUAUCACAAAUAAGGACCAAACCCAUCCAUUUGCUAGAUAUCUGCGCUACUUUCACGCUGCUGUGUGUGACAGGUGACCGAGAAUCUUAUGAGAGACUACUAUAUCAGACUACAAACAAAGACUACAAUGUAAACUUCACCAAGAAGAACGAUGUUGUAUCAAAAUUCUUAGAAAAAGCGUUUCAACGAAAUACUCAAUCGUUGUGGUAUAAAAUGCAGCAAAACUUUUUUGGAAAGUAUACUGUAAUCAAAAUGUUAGCUGUCUUUCUGCUGGUUGUGAUUUUUGUGGAAACAACGAGUGGCGAAGUUUACGUCAACUCUACAAAUGAGAAUCCUUAUCUCUUGACAUUGACGGUAUCGCCAGGAAUCAAAAAGCUCUACGAUGGACAACUGAAGCUUAUUGAGAAUAGCAUAAAGUCGAUUCCAUUGCCUCCGGAGAUCUACGGCAGAGACACUUACAAGUUUUUAUUUGAAAAAAAAGUUGUCGAAAUUUGGGUACGGGAGCUACAUUUCAAAAGUCUUCAACUUCCUAACUCGAAUGAUAUCUCGUUUAUAGAUAAGCAGGACGGUGUGCGUCUACAGGUAAGAAAUCUACAGUACAGGCUCGGUGCUCAAGUUAAAGUGCAUACAUGGCCAAUAACGGCAACGGAGAGAUUAGAAGUUUAUUCGAGCUCGGCAUCAGCGGAUAUCGACUUGACUUGGACAGAUUUUGCUUUCCGCUCUUCGACGAGAAUAAGUUUAAGACCAAGUAUCAGGUGGCCAAAAGCGUGGUAUUGGCAAGUGGCAGAGAAGUUUUUCGACAAAACAGCAACAAACAUAAUCAAAGAUAAUGCAGAAAAACAAAUAGACAAAAAGGUGAACAGUGCAGUAGAAGUGCUUUUGAAUCCUAUUCUGCAAAAAUUGAAAAAGCGCGCAAAAGGCAGCGCUAUUGACUUUGACAGAAUGGCUGCUUUGCAGUGGAGUGUGCAAAACCAGUACCUACGCGUCGCAGUGAAACCGAAAAGUGCGAAAGUCUUCCCGCCGCCUAUGCCAUGCCGCAAGAUGCUCUGUGUUGAUAUCAAUCUGCGCAACAUGCUGUUAGCAGCUCUAAACCCAGCACAGGAAGUGGUCACCGCCAAUGAUAUCGAGACUGCUAACAGCCAGGGAUUUACUUGUUCGAACCCAGGCUUUACCUGCGACGGAAACUACUGCCAACUUGCUUCCGAUGUGGUGAUAUCACCAACAAUAAGCACUUCUGACGAUUGGUAUAACUGCUUAUCGUUUGAGUAACUGUGAUAAAUCUUUGCAGGCAUCUUUGUACAAUGUUUAAGAAAAGUUGCUUUCUGAUGCAUCCAUGCUGUAUCGACCGAAAUAAAGCUAAAAUGUGAC
This is a messenger RNA of Cylicocyclus nassatus, 1443 nucleotides long. NCBI's taxonomy places the organism in Eukaryota, Metazoa, Nematoda, Chromadorea, Rhabditida, Strongylidae. The record is from the annotation of a GenBank genome assembly.